This is a messenger RNA of Endocarpon pusillum Z07020, 873 nucleotides long. RefSeq names its product Orotidine 5'-phosphate decarboxylase. Gene Ontology annotation, molecular function: orotidine-5'-phosphate decarboxylase activity. Gene Ontology annotation, cellular component: cytosol. Gene Ontology annotation, biological process: 'de novo' pyrimidine nucleobase biosynthetic process; 'de novo' UMP biosynthetic process. The record is from RefSeq and is a predicted model, not a curated record. Bases 1 to 873 code for a protein of 290 amino acids. NCBI's taxonomy places the organism in Eukaryota, Fungi, Ascomycota, Eurotiomycetes, Verrucariales, Verrucariaceae. The transcript has 2 exons.
AUGACUAGUAGGUCUUCGGUAUCACAUGGUGAAAGAGCCAAAUGUCAUCCCAAUGCGCUUGCUAGGCGGCUGUUUGCUAUUGCGGAAACCAAGCAGACCAAUAUCACCGUAUCUGCAGAUCUGACGACAACCAGAGAACUUCUAUCGAUUGCAGAAGCAUUACCCUCCACCCUGCCCUUGCUAGCUAACUCCGGCUCAUUCGCAGCCUUGGGACCCUAUAUUGCUGUUUUCAAAACUCAUAUUGACAUCAUCUCGGACUUCACUUCCGACACGACUGAUCAGCUACAACGAGUGGCCGAGAAGCACAAUUUCCUUAUCUUUGAGGAUCGCAAGUAUAUCGAUAUCGGUAAUACUGUUCAGAAGCAGUACCGUGGAGGAGCACUGAGGAUCUACGACUGGGCGCAUAUCAUCAAUGCUAGCGUGCUUGCUGGCGAAGGCAUAAUAGAUGCACUUUCUCAAACCAUUGAGAAUGGGGAGGAGCGUGACAGAGGCAUCCUAAUACUGGCAGAGAUGACCUCGAAAGGGUCUCUGGCAACAGGUGAAUACACGAAGGCUUCUGUCGAAAUUGCAAGGAAACAUAAAGAGCACGUGAUUGGAUUUGUCGCAACCAGGCAACUGUCUGCUGACACUAGAAGCGAUGAAGCUGUGCCAGGAGAAGAUUUUCUCAUCUUUACCACCGGCAUCUCCAUUUCCAGUAAAGGUGACGCGCUUGGCCAACAAUAUCAGAGUCCUGCGAGCGCGAUGGAACGAGGGGCAGAUUUCUUGAUUGUGGGACGUGGCAUUUAUUCCGGAAGCGAUCCUGUUGCCUCAGCAAAAGCAUAUCGCGACGCGGGUUGGAAAGCAUAUCUAUCGAGGUUGGAAGGAUCAACAUGA